Nothoprocta perdicaria is the source of this 1694-nucleotide messenger RNA. Its product is annotated as kelch-like protein 40. The transcript is spliced from 3 exons. Gene Ontology annotation, molecular function: protein binding. Gene Ontology annotation, cellular component: A band; I band. Gene Ontology annotation, biological process: skeletal muscle fiber development; negative regulation of protein ubiquitination; negative regulation of proteasomal ubiquitin-dependent protein catabolic process. Lineage: Eukaryota; Metazoa; Chordata; Aves; Tinamiformes; Tinamidae. The coding region runs from base 339 to 1694 and encodes 451 amino acids. The record is from RefSeq and is a predicted model, not a curated record.
UCAUAUUAAAGGGAGAUCGGCUUACACACGCUCCAGUAUGGAUUCCGUAAGCUUUGUAACGCUGUGGCUAUAUAUAAAGCCCAGCGCUGGAAAGUGAAGUACACAGACAGCUGCGAUAGUAGCAAGCACUUCACAUUUGCAGGGCGCUCGCAAUCUGAAAGCAAGGGAGACCUGUGUGCUCAGCUUUGAGUAAGUUUUAUUUAUGAGAGGCUCAUAUAUUGAUAUUAAUAAAUAUAGAUAAAUAGAUACAGGAAAAAAAAAGGGUAAAUAGAUAUAGGAAAAAAAGAACAAUUAGAAGAACAAUUGGGAGGGAAAGAUAGAAGCAAUUACUCAACGCCAUGGCUCUGCCUUUUGAUCAAGCGGAGGAACUGCGUCUCUACCAGCAAACCCUUCUCCAGGAUGGACUCAAAGACAUGUUGGACCACAGUAAGUUUCUGGACUGUGUCUUAAAAGUCAAGGGGAAGGAGUUUCCCUGCCAUCGGCUGGUGCUGGCAGCUUGCAGCCCGUACUUCCGGGCCAUGUUCCUCUCGGACAUGGAGGAGAGCAAGAAGAGGGAGGUCAGUUUGGAAGAUGUUGAUCCGGAUGUCAUGGGCAAGAUCCUCCAUUAUAUCUACACCUCUGAGCUGGAGAUCACAGAGCAGAACGUGCAGGACAUCUUCUCCGUGGCCAACAUGUUCCAGAUCCCCUCCAUCUUUACCGUCUGCGUGUCCUUUCUGCAGAAGCGGCUCUGCCUCAGCAACUGCUUGGCUAUCUUCAGACUGGGCUUGAUGCUGGACUGUGCCCGGCUCGCUGUAGCAGCUCGGGAUUUCAUCUGCGACCGCUUUGCACUGCUCUCCCGGGAUGAGGAGCUCUACCAGCUCUCCCCAGAUGAGCUCAUUGCCAUCAUCUCCAGUGAUUCCCUCAACAUUGAGAAGGAGGAGACAGUCUUCGAAGUGGUGAUGAAGUGGGCAGGGACCAAAGACCGUGAGAGCCGGCAGAAAGCCCUACCUGUUGUCUUUGAAAGCAUCCGCUUCCGCCUCAUGCCUGAAGACUACAUCAAGGAGCACGUGGAGAAGCACGCCACGGUGAAGUCCAGCCCAGAGCUGCUCAAGAAACUGCAGAUGGUGAAGGAUGCCCAGCAAGGCAAAUUCACUGUGGUGAAAAAGAAGAAAGUAAAGAAAAGCAGCGAAAAGCAAGCAAAAGACAAUGUUGUCAAUGGAGCAGUAGAUGAGGAAGAAGAGACAGAGGAGGAUGCCCUUCCAGGGAUCUUAAAUGAUACAAUGCGCUUUGGGAUGUUCCUCCAGGACCUCAUUUUCAUGGUGAGCGACAGUGGAGCAGUGGCCUAUGAUCCCACCGCCAACGAGUGUUAUUUUGCCUCCAUGUCUGCUCAGAUCCCAAAGAACCACAUCAGUCUGGUGACCAAAGAAAACCAGAUCUUCAUUGUGGGAGGACUGUACUACAAUGAGGAUAACAAAGAGGACCCCAUGAGUUCCUACUUCCUACAGCUGAAACUUUACAUAGACAUGGAAAAACAGUGGUAUGAUAAACACUUGGAUCACAAUGUCAGUGCAGCAACAUUCAGAGCCACAUUUCUCCUGCUGAAGCCAGGAGAGAUAGGUCAGGGACAGCUUAGACUUCAGGACAGACACUGCCUCGCAUCAUCUGGUGACCCCGACGUGAUCGCCCUCAGUCGAGCACAGAAAAUGGGCUGCUGA